Messenger RNA from Bufo gargarizans (Asiatic toad), 913 nucleotides. RefSeq names its product cytochrome b5 domain-containing protein 1. Lineage: Eukaryota; Metazoa; Chordata; Amphibia; Anura; Bufonidae. The transcript has 4 exons. The coding region runs from base 89 to 742 and encodes 217 amino acids. The record is from RefSeq and is a predicted model, not a curated record.
UAACGGAAGUGACGUUGGGAGACGCCGGAUGUGACCAUGGGAGCGUCCCGUUGCCGGGGUAACGCCAGAAAGCAGCUAAGUGUCAGGCAUGAGUCCCGCCAGAGCGUCGUAUUAUACACCCCGGGAGGUCUCCCGGCACUGCACGAUCAACGACCUGUGGGUGUCCUUCCUGGGCCGGGUCUACGACCUCACCGCCCUAGCCAAGGAGCACCGAGGUGACAUUUUACUGAAGCCGAUCAUCGAGGCGGCAGGAAAAGACAUCAGUCACUGGUUCAGUGUGAAGACUGGAGAGAUUAAGACCCACAUAGACCCACAAACUGGCUGCUUGAAAUACUACACACCUCAGGGACGUUUUCUUCACGUGCCGCCCUCCUUCCCCUGUUCAGAUUGGGACACUGAUUUUGGACGCCCCUGGUGGCGAGACCCCUCUUAUGAGGUCGGCAUCUUGUCAUCCAAAACCAGGAUCCUCCGAAUCAUCAACACAUUGACAUCCCAAGAGCAAAUUCUCGAGGUGUGUUCGGAGGAGACGAUAUGGGAGAUCCUGGCCCGGUAUUUGCCGUACAACGCCCACGCUGCCAGUUACACCUGGAAAUAUUGUGGGGUUCCGCUGAACAUGGAGCAGACGCUGGAGGAGAACGGGCUCCAGGAUGAAGAUGAAGAGUUUGAGGAGCUGAAGAUCGAUUGUGACUCUUAUACGGCGAGUCUACACUUGUACUUCAAUGAUGAUCUGACACAACUGUGAAGUGUGGGGAGGACGCCAAAAACACAGCUCCCCAUGAUGAUGAGAGUAGUAGUGUCCAUGUGAUGUGCAGUAGCCAAUCUAUAAGUGAAUCCCCCUGCCUGUAGUAACCGCUCUGGUCGGGUCACGUGCCAUCUCCUCAUGUGCCGAAUAAAAGAUGUUUUAUAAUACCUG